AACAACAUGGCCACCCAUGUUGUUUACGUUCACGACCGGCCAAGCUAAACACUUCAAUUUUAUCUCCUGUGAUAAUUCCAAUGACGAAAAUUAAGAUGAAAUGAUGGCAUUGCGAGAAAACGUCUUUACUCUAUCUCAACGCGAAUUCCUUCUUGUAUUCUGUAAUGGAUAACAUGUGUUGAGAAUCGGGAGACUCGACCUGCGUGAUGAGUGGGCGGGACUACAGGUCCUUCAUCACCAGCCACAGGGCAGAGGAGAUGGAUCGCCUGGUUCGUCGGAUGACAGAUGGCGUGCAGAGCAACAAGUACGACCAUUAUGUGGACUACAACAAACUCAAGGCCAUGGCGAUGGAAAAGAGGUUUUCUGGUCACAAAACAUUAAUGAAAGUGCAGAAAAUUGAGCAACUUUCGAAACAAACAAAAGAAAACCAUUUGUUGAAACAACAGCGUCUGGUGUGGCAGAAAGAGUUCAUUCACCUGAAUCAUCUUCGCAAGAAGCACCAGGCAGACAUAGACCUGCAUGUCCGGGAGAACUGCAUCGUGGCGGCGUGUCGUCAGCUGUACCAGGAUGCUGAAUACUACCAGGCCGGACUAGACAGGGACUUGGAGAAGUUUAAACUGGACACUGCGGAACCGGUGUGGAAUCUCAGAGAUGACCUGACCUACUGGCUGAAGGAGAACAAGGAAGAAUUGCGGCUGGGCGCUCCGGAGGUGAUAGAGCAUCACACCCAGAUCAUGAACACCAUCGCCUCUGUCAAGCAGCAGCAGGCAGACAUCUUGGAUAAACUCAAGCAGGAGCAGCUGUGUCUGGAGCAAGAACUUCAGACCAAUGAGUUGCAGGAGUUGUGUCCCCCUCAGCUGGCGAAGCGACCCAAGUUUGUCGAUGGUAUCCCCCCUGAGGCGUACGACCUUGAGUGUCCUGAUGAGAGGUUGAAGGUGUCGGUCCUGGAGGAAUUCUUGAUCCUGGAUCAGAAAUAUUACGCUCGCCUCGCUGACCUCGACAGCAGACAUCGCAGAGGUCUCAGUAGUGACCACAUAGGCGGCUGGGACGAGGAGGAUCACUUCACGUUCGUGGCAGUGUACGACCAGUAUCCCACAGAGUUACAGAACAGGCGGAAACUCCUCGUGGAUAGAUUGAAGCGCCAUCUACCUCACAUAAACAGGGCACAACUUAUGGAGCAUGAAGACUGGUGGCUGGACUUCAAACACUACAACGAGCGGCACAAGUCCAUCUUGUCCGACUGGCUACGUGACCGUCGAGAGCUGUUGGUCAAGGCCAGGGUAGUGUUUGCUGAGGCGUCCGCUGCACAGGACCUGGACGACCUGAAGGAGAACAGCAGACAGAAACAACUGGAGCUGUGUGAUGCCCUGUAUGCUCAGGUGCUGCGAUGGAGGGAGCAAAAGAUGGAGUUGAUGCAGCUGGAGAUGGAGUUGGAGCAGAAACGAGCGGAGCAGAUGGCAGAACUUGAGCAAGCGGAACAAGAGCGAGAACAGCAGCGCCGUCAGAAGGAGAAACAAAAGAUCAGUAAGUUCCACAAGGAGAGAGAGGACAGACGGCAGGAGCAGGAGGAGAGAGACAGACAUCGCCUUCAGGAGCUCCAGGCCUCCCUAGAGGAACAGGCCCAGCUGGACAGGGACAGGGUGAAGUUCCGGGAGGACCAGCUGGAGAGACGCAGAGAGGACAGACAGAGAGAAGAGGAGGCCAGAGCACAGGAGGACAUCGAGCGAGAGAGGAGGCUGGAGUCUCUCAGAGAGCAGGUGCGGCCGAUCGCGGAGAGUGACCCCGAGAGACUACUCAAACAAACAGAGGCGUGGCAAGCGAGGCUGGCAGAGGAGGAGAUGGAGCAGAGCAACAUCCAGAAGCCCCUGUUUGACAUCAACACCUUCACAGCUAAUCAGGUGACAUCAGACCCCAGGGUGAGGCUAGAGCAGAAGCUCCGUGAUGCGGGUCUCCACAAGUCAGACUACGCCCGACAAGUCCUGUCCCAGGUCAAACCGCUCCACCCCCCCAGGAAGGACAUGGAAUCUACUGUCCUGAAGUAUGACUGAACCCUCCUGGGGGAACCUGCAAUACUACCACAUGACUGCAGUCUGUUCAUCUGACAUCCCCUCCGAGUCCUCCAGUGAGUGGGGUGGGCCUGCAGGCGUCUUGAUACACAUACCUCACGUACCCAUGCCUAGGGUGAUGCUCGGUUGCUCUAUUUUUGCAUGUAUUUUGCCAUGUUCCAUGUGGUCCAUCUAACAAGGUUGUUGCUGUCAGCCAUUUUGUGUUGAGUCACUGGUUCAUUUAGAUAAUCGAUUAUUCUUAUAUGGAAGACAUUAAUCGAUACAGCCUUAUUACAUGCAUUGACACAAGGGAAGGGGUGUGGUUUUGUCAGAUGUCAAUUUGUGAUGCAGGAACCAGGAAUGUUUGUCAUGCAACCAAGAAUGUUUGUCAUGCAACCAGGAAUGUGUCAUGCAACCAGGAAUGUUUGUCAUGCAACCAGGAAUGUGUCAUGCAACCAGGAAUGUGUCAUGCAACCAGGAAUGUGUGUCAUGCAACAAGGAAUGUUUGUCAUGCAACCAGGAAUGUUUGUCAUGCAAUAAGGAAUAUGUCAUACAACUGGGGAUGUCAUACAACGGUGACAGAACACUGCUGCAAAUACAUGUAUAUUCAUUUAUAAUCAUUUGUAGAGCAGACCUAGACUGUCAUGCUGUCAGCAGAGGUAUAUCGACUGUCUGCAGGUAUAUACUGUCAGCAGGCUCGCAGGUGGUAUGUGACCAAAAAAUGUAUAAGGUCCUAUAACCAUUGAACAGUCUGGUCAUCACUGAUGUGUGUGUGUGUGUGUGUGCGUGUGUGUGUGUGUCACAUAUUGUGUUCCAGCUACUUGUGAACACAGAAAACUGCUGUUUUCAUAUCAUGUCAUCAAUCUGGAAUUCAUGUUCACAUCAAGUUCACCUGGUGCUAGCCCACUAGGACGGAACUAUUCAUUGAUGUAUCAUGAUGUAUGUGGGCGGAUGUACAGUGGUUUGCCUUUCCAUGUAAUGUGAUGUUUCCGUCCCAAAGUAUCUGUUCCUGUAGGGAAAUUGUUCCUUUGUUCUACUUUCUUAGGGGGAAUUAUUCCCAUGGAACAGUUUUUACGAGGAAAUGUUUUCCAGGAUGAUUUUGUUCCUCCACAUUUAGUGAUUUAGUUUGGUAUAAAUUUCCUUGUGAAAAUGUUUCCUAGCCCUAACCUUAAUAUUAAUACCAACCCUGACCCUGACCCUAUCCCUAUCCUGACCCUGACCCUGACCUAAUCCUUACCCUAACCCUAACUCUGACCCUGAACAUACACCUAACCCUGACCCUAAUCCUGACCCAACCCAACCUAAACCCUGACCCUGAUCCCAACCCUACACCGAAUCUGACCCUGACCUUAGAUACCUUCACACUGGCAGCAUCUGAUCCUGGUAGAACUAAUUCCAUCUGGAACUACCUUUCCGAAAUGACAGACGUGACCGAAACACACAUAAAAUAUUCACAUGGACUGUGAUUAGUUUCUCCUACUUUGCCUCCAUUACAUAAGUGGUUGACAAUCACAAUAAGUGCUGUAUGACCCAUGGAUACCGCACAGCUCUUGAGGAUCAAUUCUGUCACCUACCUGGAAUCAUUACAUCGACCAUGGCACCAAGCCACGGCUGUGAUAUCAAUAUCUUGAAUAGGAGUCAAUCUCCCUAUUGAUUGUCUCCUAGCGAGUGGAAUUGACUCCGAUCUUAUAACUGCAUUUUGUAUUCAAUAAUGGAAUCUAUAUUUGUAUAUCGUCUUGCAGUAAAUUCCUACACCGUGGA
Molecule: messenger RNA, 3806 nt
Organism: Haliotis rufescens (red abalone)
Lineage: Eukaryota; Metazoa; Mollusca; Gastropoda; Lepetellida; Haliotidae
Product: coiled-coil domain-containing protein 148-like
Exons: 13
Coding region: 207-2048 (613 amino acids)
Source: RefSeq, a predicted model, not a curated record